Molecule: messenger RNA, 1371 nt
Organism: Rotaria socialis
Lineage: Eukaryota; Metazoa; Rotifera; Eurotatoria; Philodinida; Philodinidae
Source: the annotation of a GenBank genome assembly
AUGUCGUAUUCGGAGGAGUUAUAUGCAAAUUUACAAAAAAAUGCUGGAAGAACAAAACUUCCUGUGCCAAUGCUUGAUCGAUCACAAUUAAGUAUUAAAACUAUCCUCAAACAAUGCAUCGGAAAAGAAUUAUCUAAAAUAGCAAUGCCAAUCGCUUGGAAUGAACCUGUUUCAUUUUUACAACGUUUCGCUGAAAAUGUUCUUUAUACAUAUUUACUUGAUAUGGCCGAUGAAUGUAAUGAUCCAGUUAUGCGAAUGCAGUAUGUUGCUGCUUUCGCUGUAUCAUCAAUUUCAAGUAAUCUUGAUCGUUUAUCGAAACCAUUCAAUCCACUACUGGGUGAAACAUAUGAAUUCGUUCGUGAUGAUUUACCAUUUCGUUAUGUAAGUGAACAAGUUAGUCAUCAUCCACCUGUGAGUGCAUUUUCGUGUGAGCCAAAAGAUGGUAGUGGGCGAUGGAGAUACUACGGCAGCAUUUUACCAAAAGCUACAUUUUCUGUCAGAAACAUGGUUGUAAAGCCAAAAGGAUUGCUAUCGCUGGAACUCAAACGGCAUAAAGAAGUUUACACGUGGUCCAGUCUUACCUGUACAAUUCAUAAUGUACUUGUUGGUCGACUAUGGUUUGAAUAUCAUGGUACUAUGGAAAUCGAGAAUCAUGCGAAUAAAAUGAAAGCCGUAUUAAAUUUUAAACCGUUUUCAAGAACGACAAAAGAAUUACAUAAAGUUGAAGGUACUAUUAUUGAUUCGCGUAAACAUAAACUACGUGGUUUAUAUGGCUUUUGGACAGUUGGAUUAUUUUCUAUUGAUAUCGUAGUGUUUGAAUCAUUUUUAAAAGAGCAGAGAAAAGAAGCCAAACACGCACUAAAACAUCAACAGGAACCGGCAGCGAAUUUGGCGGCAACAGCAGCAGCAUCAUCAUUAUCAGCAGAUAGUGAGGAUGCAGACGAAGACGUACCAGACGUAGAUCCAGCUCAUGAACAACUUAAUCUUCCUCCUAAUUCUACAACACUAUGGAGAAUUAUACCAAAAUUAGAGCACGGAGCUCAAUACUACAAUUUUUCAUUAUUUACUAUGGCACUUAAUGAAUGGUCAGAAGAAGGUAUAAAGCUACGUCCACCAUUAGCACCAACAGAUUCACGGUUUCGUCCUGAUAUUCGUAAAAUGGAAGAGGGUAAUAUCGAUUUAGCUGGAGACGAAAAGACUCGUUUAGAAGAAAAACAACGUGCUGCUAGACGAGCCAUGGAAAAGCGUCGAGAAGAAUGGCAACCAAGAUGGUUUCAUCUCGUUAAACAUGAAAUAACAGGAGACGAUGUGUGGGUCACAAACGGAAAGUAUUGGCAACGAAACUGGAGCAAUUGUCCAAACAUCUAUUAG